Molecule: messenger RNA, 2091 nt
Organism: Capronia coronata CBS 617.96
Lineage: Eukaryota; Fungi; Ascomycota; Eurotiomycetes; Chaetothyriales; Herpotrichiellaceae
Exons: 1
Coding region: 1-2091 (696 amino acids)
Source: RefSeq, a predicted model, not a curated record
AUGGUCCAAACCCGUAGAUCGGGUGCCCGAUCCGAGGGCGCGUCGCAUCUGGAUCCCCCAAAACGUGAGCGAAGACCCGUGGCCGCUCCCCGUCGGCGUGCACCCCCGGCACGUCGAAAUGCAUCCGUUUCUGUGCCCAUUGUUAUCCCCAAGUACGAGCACGCAGCCACUCAAACCAACUUAUAUCACGAUGCUUCUACGCAAACGGAUGUGAAACUAACAAGCUACCCAGAGACUGUGGGCGAAAAGCGUCGCCGCGAAGAAGACGAGAGUGCCCCGGACACAUCGUCGAAGCGCAUACGAAAAGCCGAGACCCCUAAGUUCCUUUUCUCUGCCAGCCGAAAUCGAAGUCUCUUGACCUCCGCGCCUGCGAAAACAACGACCCGACAUGAAUCCCCAUUCUUCGAGCGAUCCCUCGAACCUACGGGCAGACGAUCGUCUCCGAGACGGCCGCCGAGACCGAGAGAAGAAAAAGCCAGCCAGCCAGAGACGCCUACACCUGCACCUACAUCUAACACGCAAGUGCAGCAAGGCAGUCUUUUUGGCAGUGUGAGGAAGCUUUUUGGAUUUUUCAAGAGUACUCCAGGUGCAGAGACGCCCAGGCAACAGGAACGAGGCAGUCCGAGUGAAGAGACGAAUGGCAAUAUUGAACAAGAGGCGGUGGAAUCAAAUGGACCUAAUACUCCUCCAUCCCAACACAGCGAACCUGACAGUCCGACUCCAGACCCCGAACCCCUUGACAACCAUCUCUACAACCGCGAGUACUUCAAGCGCCGUCGAUUCGCCAAGACUAUUGCAGGCCGUGAAAUGACCGAGCACCCCGAUUCAGAAGCCGGCGAGGCGGACUUCAACCCAGUCGGGACAACAGGAACAAACAAACGCAAGUUGGCGUCGGUCGACGGCGAGAUUCCCGGACCUGCCGCAGGCGGAUUCGGCAUUGAUGACAACUACCUUGACGUAGAAGCCGAAGUGGACGGGAUUGAAGAAGCGCUGCCAUCCACCCCAAGGGAUAGGUCCAUUGCGCAGACCCCCCUUCGAUCAGCCAUGCGGCAGAACGGUAGCCUGUUCGGUACACUUGGACGAUCCGUAAAGUCAGUGCGCAUCGACCCCAACACUUCAGUCAAACAUGUCUAUGGACAGUAUGGAUAUUCGGGAGAAUAUCACGGCAGUAUGUUUUCGGAUCCUUCCGAGGCUUCGGAGUCGACCAUUUCCGCGUUCGAUGUGAGCAGCAUACAUUCCCCGGCAACUUUGCGCAACACGAAGGACAAUGAAACCCCCAAAUUCCGACUAGACCAAGACAUUGUCGAUCCAAACGAUGAAUUUUGGCGUCCGUCGCUCGCAAACCCAUCCCCCGGUCAUUUCCGAGUUCCUGAUCUCGAUGAGUACGACGAUGAAGAAGAAGGAGAGGACACGAACGAGCCCGAGCAGAACCGUGAACAAGAUCAAGUCCCACCUCCGCCCAGCACACCUCGCAUGUCUCAUGCCGAGCUUCCCGGUCAAGCCUCGUCCUCCACCGGCAAUACCGACAGUACUUCGAUACACGACUCGGCCGAGAUUCGCCUGAACAAAGCCAGAUCUGAUGCUCAGAAGUACAAGCCAGCGCGGUCAUCGCUACUCUCACUCAGCGAACACGCACGAUCUCGAUCCUCCUCCCCACCAGAGUCGGAAAGAGACUUUACGCAGUCCCGGCUUGAAACAUCAACGCCGGCCGCGAGUUCUCUCAAGAACGCCAGUACACCGGAUACAUCGUCUCGGGACACUCCAGCACAACCGGCGAAACGGCCUGGCCGUGACGAACUGGAUGAUACCGUUGUAGGCGAUGAUGGCAUGACCGAGUAUCAGCGAGAACACCAAUAUGAUGAAUGGGCGGAUGGUCUCUCUUGGCCGGAGCCACAAACCUACGAACAAGCCGGGAUCGCAUCCGACUAUAUUGCCGACCUUGUCCGAAAGACCUGGACCGAGCGAGAUGUACGGGAGUCGAUCGAGUUCUGGGACCGCGAGUUCGAAGAAGGACUCAAAGCUGCGAGAGAAGCGGCCGUCCAAGGCAGAGAAUUGGUUUGGGUCACUGAUCCUGAGGAGUUGUUUGCAUGA